UGCCCCAUCGUUGGUGUCAGUGGAAGGAAUUAUUCCCCAUCAUUGGUGUCAGUGGAAGGAAUUGUUCCCCAUCAUUGGUGUGAGUGGAAGGAAUUGUUCCCCAUCAUUGGUGUCAGUGGAAGGAAUUAUUCCCCAUCAUUGGUGUCAGUGGAAGGAAUUAUUCCCCAUCAUUGGUGUCAUUGGGAGGAGCUGCGCCCCGUCGUAGGUGUCACUGGGAGGAACUGCGCCCCGUCGUUAGGUGUCAUUGGGAGGAACUGCGACCCAUCGUUGGUGUCAUUGGGAGGAAUUGGGACCCAUCGUUGGUGUCAUUGGGAGGAAUUG
Staurois parvus is the source of this 321-nucleotide messenger RNA. The record is from the annotation of a GenBank genome assembly. NCBI's taxonomy places the organism in Eukaryota, Metazoa, Chordata, Amphibia, Anura, Ranidae.